ACAGCCUGCAUCCCUCGAUAGCAACGACACUCGUGGUCACUAGGCGGAACAACCAGUGCUUCAAUAAGAGGACAUGCCCCCAUCGCCAGAGUUCCCAGACCUGUAUGUAAAAUCGUGGUCAACCGGCGUUCGGAUAACUUUGUGACAAACACGUUCAUACGGCUAAUCGUAAACGUAGAUACAAAUCCCACACGUCAGGAUGUCGACCAACGUAACGUCGAUUUUUAACUCGUUCCAAGAUUACCUCAACACGGAACAGGCACUCCGUGAGGAAAUCCGAACUAUCGUCAAAGAGAUUGAACAAAGUGCAAGAGAAAUCCUGAUGGUACUUCAAAAUAUUCACAAUGAGAAUGUGUCCGAGGAAAAUACUAUGUCGGAACACUGUACUAAGGCAAGGUGUCUAUUUGAGGAUGUACGAAAGGGUUAUGCCAAACUAGCCGCUGUUGUUCCUGAGAAUCAAUACUACCGAUUUCAUGAACAUUGGCGUUUUGUCACGCAACGUUUAUGCUUCCUGGCUUCUCUCACUAUAUAUCUAGAAGUCAAAAUUCUUGUGCACAAAGACACGGUUGCAGAACUAUUGGGAGUAAAGAGCAAUCGAGAGGAAGGAUUUCACUUGGAUCUUGAAGAUUUUUUGAUGGGACUUCUGCAGCUAUCUUCAGAAUUGUGCCGCUUUGCAGUCAACAGUGUAACGAGUGGAGACUAUGAUCGACCAAUAGAAAUAUCCAGGUUUGUGAAUGAAUUGAACGCUGGAUUCCGACUCCUCAAUCUGAAGAAUGACUCUCUUCGUAAACGGUUUGACGCCCUGAAAUACGAUGUUAAAAAGAUCGAGGAAGUCGUUUACGACCUCAGCAUUCGAGGACUGAAACCUGCUGUACCGCCUGCUCCAGUAGAUUCGAAAUAGAAAGGCAAUUCUACUACCACAAUACAUUAACUAUUACUCACGAUACCAAGUGAGAAGCUGCGCCAGCAUAGGUUUUGCAGUGAGGUUAAACAUGUGAACAUAAUUCAACUUGAUUUUGACAAUCUUCUCGAACAUUAUUGCGAUGAGGUGCGACAGUGCCUAGUUUUUGUAAUGCUUGAUACCAGUUCGUAAUAAAAAUGACCAUCGUUAUACUA
This is a messenger RNA of Neodiprion fabricii, 1116 nucleotides long. It is a transcript of the gene trsn, whose product is annotated as translin. The transcript has 5 exons. The record is from RefSeq and is a predicted model, not a curated record. Bases 200 to 901 code for a protein of 233 amino acids. Gene Ontology annotation, biological process: RNA metabolic process. NCBI's taxonomy places the organism in Eukaryota, Metazoa, Arthropoda, Insecta, Hymenoptera, Diprionidae. Gene Ontology annotation, cellular component: nucleus; cytoplasm. Gene Ontology annotation, molecular function: RNA binding; single-stranded DNA binding; sequence-specific DNA binding.